GAACGAGCAUGAUCAGUUACAUCCUCUUGGUAUCCCGGCAAGGGAAGGUUAGACUUGCAAAAUGGUUUGUCACGAUGCCGCCCAAGCAGAAAGCAAAGAUCGUGAAAGACGUUACUCAAAUGGUGCUUGCGCGCAGAACCAGGAUGUGUAACUUCCUGGAGUACAAGGACACGAAGGUCGUCUAUCGACGUUAUGCCUCACUAUUCUUCGUCUGCGGAAUCAGUGCCGGAGACAACGAACUGGUCACGCUCGAGAUCAUCCAUCGUUACGUCGAAGUGUUGGAUCGGUACUUCGGCAAUGUCUGCGAGCUCGAUCUUAUCUUCAACUUCCAGAAGGCAUAUGCUAUCUUGGACGAAUUGAUCAUUGCUGGUGAAUUGCAGGAAUCCUCAAAGAAGUCCGUACUCCGGGUGGUUACACAAUCCGAUAGCAUCGAAGAGCAAGAAAACAGUGAGGAUACUAUGGCACGAUUAGGUUCGAGAGUCGGUCAGAUGUCGAAGGCCCUCUAGACCGUCGGUCUCUUUGACAGCUGCCGGCCACUUUCUGUGAGGGGACCGAUACGAGAUAACCUCCGCAGGUUCGUGGCACCUGUGUGAUCGCCAACGCGACGAGGGAGGAUCGGAGAGCACACGAUGGGUCCAUGCCUUGAUCGCCCAGACCGCUGUAUACCUGUAGACGUCUGUGUACUGUAUAGUACUCCUGUGUAGGGCCGACACCCGGUGUCCUCUGGGUUGCCAGGAGUGUCGCCCGGCAUUCAAGGAACAUUCAGGAAGAGGUCUUUGAGGCGCUCGGAUUUGCCUUGCCAUUGGAUUUAUUCUUGUUGAGAACGUACCAACGGACCAAAUCGAGCGUAGCAAUCGAAUCUUCCACGGAUGAGUGACCGACAGUGGCACCGCCGGCUUGGAUAAUCUGGCCCAAGUGCUCUUUGACAAGUUCUCGCAAGGCCCGUCUAUAAGGCGCCCCAGCGCGAUGCGGGAAAAGGACAGCAGUGUCGACGCAUCGAUGAUGGAUCAUCCUCAGCGUCUUCAGAUCAUUCUCUAGCGCAUGACCGACCAUGAUUGUCUCGGAAUUGAUGAAAGCGUCCAAUGACUUCCGAAUUGAGGCCAGGGGCAGGACGGCUUUGGCAUGUUCUUCAGGCGUGAUACCAGAGAAUCGAGUGUUGUAAUCAAUCACAUAUACUCCGUCAUCCAUCCUCACCAGCUUGUCGAACACUUCGGUACCAGUGCCAUCCACCACUGACACGCGAG
Molecule: messenger RNA, 1244 nt
Organism: Gloeophyllum trabeum ATCC 11539
Lineage: Eukaryota; Fungi; Basidiomycota; Agaricomycetes; Gloeophyllales; Gloeophyllaceae
Product: Adaptor protein complex sigma subunit
Exons: 9
Coding region: 9-506 (165 amino acids)
Biological process (GO): vesicle-mediated transport; protein transport
Cellular component (GO): AP-1 adaptor complex; intracellular membrane-bounded organelle
Molecular function (GO): clathrin-cargo adaptor activity
Source: RefSeq, a predicted model, not a curated record